AGUAGUUGAACAUUAAACGAGUAUCAAGCGAUCAUCAAAUUAUAAUAUUGAAAUCAUUACUAUCACCAUCACUAUUCUGUUCCCGUAAAAACCAGCCCCAUAAUCCGAAGCAAUACAGAUCUUCCGCACCGUUUUCCGUAACGUUUGACUUUGACACCAACGCAACUCCAAAAGUUGUACAACACUCGUUUUUUGUUGACCAUGAAUACUUAAUUUUCCGCUAAUUCUACAAAUUUGAACUGGAAAACUUUAAGCCAAAUUUAAUUAUUAAUUGAUGCCCAUUUUUGUAAGUUUGAAAACGCCAUGCUUUUGCAAAAAUUUUCAAUAUGAAAACAAGUACAAAAUCGCAAAAUUCCAGUUGCAGUGACGUUUUCUGCAGUAUUUCCUGCCAUGUCAUAUUUAAUAUAAUGUAUACUGUAGACACAUACUAACACUAACCGACAUAGAUAGCAAAUUGCCAUCUCUAACUAUCAAUUUUUCUACGUGUCUUUUAUUUUACUGCGAGGAAUAUUUUACUUGCAAAUAAAUAAGAAUUUACGAUGUCUGGAAUUAAAAACGUGGUGCAGAAAUUCUCCAACGAUUAUGUCGAAAACACUCCGAAAAAGUUGAAAAUCGUGGAUAUUUAUUUAUCAUAUGUUUUUCUUACCGGCGUCAUCCAGUUCGUGUAUUGUUGUUUGGUCGGCACCUUCCCUUUCAACUCAUUCCUAUCGGGCUUUAUAAGUACAAUUAGCUGUUUUGUAUUGGGCGUUUGUCUACGGCUACAAGUGAAUCCUCAAAACAAGGCAGUGUUUGUGGGCAUAUCGCCAGAGCGUGGUUUUGCUGACUUCAUAUUUGCCCAUGUUAUAUUACAUUUGGUAGUUAUGAAUUUUAUUGGAUAAAAAUGUAAAUCUAGAAUGUAACUGUUUUUGAGAAAAUAUAUACUAUAAAUAAAUGAUCGAAAUAUCUAUUCAAGUACAUUAA
Ceratitis capitata (Mediterranean fruit fly) is the source of this 960-nucleotide messenger RNA. It is a transcript of the gene Dad1, whose product is annotated as dolichyl-diphosphooligosaccharide--protein glycosyltransferase subunit DAD1. The transcript has a single exon. The coding region runs from base 540 to 878 and encodes 112 amino acids. The record is from RefSeq and is a predicted model, not a curated record. Lineage: Eukaryota; Metazoa; Arthropoda; Insecta; Diptera; Tephritidae. Gene Ontology annotation, cellular component: membrane; oligosaccharyltransferase complex. Gene Ontology annotation, biological process: protein N-linked glycosylation.